AUGGAGGGAAGAGGAGCUGUGUCAUCUCCUUGUGUCUUUCUUGAGCCGACGAAUUCCGGUGUUCGUGUUGAUCAUCAGUUUCACCAUGCCUCAGCCAUCAAGUGGCUAAACGCAGCGGCAAAAGUCGUCCAUAUCUUAUCGUGACUCUCAAAGCCAUGGUCAAGGCUCAAGCUGUCGAUCAGCAAUCGAUAAGAACUUGGCGAUAGAAAAUAUGAGAGAACAUCAUGAAAAACACCACAACACAGCCUGUCUAACAAUCUCCAACUCAACUUCACAAUCUCUCGGUGGCUCACGGCCUCGUUAUAUAAUUCUCCCCCUUGGACCUCUUGGAACCGGCACAGGACCACGUCGGCGUAUUUGUCGUCUUGUGCCGGUCCAGACAGGGUAUUAUCCGCCACGAUGUCCUGCGACAUUGCAAGUCGUGCUCUUAUUCCUGUCACUAUCCAACUCUCAAGUCCCACUGUUCCUCCACUCUUUGCCGGUCCCUCUCUUAUGCCGUGGAAGUGCGCAUCAGCAUCUUAUGAGGCUCUGCCCAAACCUCCUCGCUUGCCUAUUUCCAUUAGCCCAUCGAUUCCAGUUGUUCACGCCAUGUAGGCUCCGCCAUCAUUUCACAAUUUCGUCUUUCUCGUUCGUCUUGUUCUUGAUCGCGUUUCAUUGCAGGUGGAAUGCCUCUUUCUAUUCCGGUUUUCUUGUCAAACACAUUGGCUUGGCUUGUUUGUAAAAAUGUACAGUUCCGGCCCGGCCCUAUACCCGGGAAUAUUUGUCUGGUCCUCUAGUUGCUUCGUGCACCUCCCUUCGACUCCCUCAACUCGUCCAUCUUGGCGACUCGCUUCUUGAACUCGACGUACUGGCACUUCUCGUAGCUAUGUCGCUCAUCCUAGUCAAUCCCUCUAGCGUAAGCAUGGUGUUUUAUUGAUAUUGGCAUUGAUAUCUCGGUAAUGAUCGGCUUUUUGUUGGGCUGAAGCUUGGCUGGGCUGAGCUCGGUGUAGCCGCGGACUUGGGCUUCCUUGGGCUCAAGCUCUGGAAAAAGGCAAUUGACUUACCGAGCACUUCCAAGGGGCGUACCAAGUAUCCCUUCGGCACUUGUUGAGAGGAAUCAAGAGGUGAGCGCAGCUGUCUCGGUAGGCCAGAGGGAGUUUGGCAUCGCGCAUCUCCUCGCGGGUCGCUUCUGCUCAGCAAGUCAGCGGUCGAUAUUCGGUAGGGAAAAGUCGCUCGAGUGUCAAUUAUCGGGUCGGUACGUACGCCGCGGCUCGGUGAUAGCGUCGGAAGCCAUGGUUGCUGAUCAAUUGGACUUCGAGAUGUGAGGUUGUCUUGGAUUGGCAGAGCUGUCGUGAGAUGCUCUUUCGGUUCAAGGUCGGAAGCGUCGGUUUGUGCCUUGUAUUUCCGGCAGAAAUGAAUUUCUGUCCAAUGAACACUCGUGAAUUACCACGCCGACUUCAAAUCACCAUUUCACCUCCUACAGCAUUAAUUCAAUGAAGAUGCUGCUUGAACUUUCCAGUCAAUUCUGUUCCAAACAUAGUCCUGCCUUUCAACUCGUAGCCUUCGUUGCGAGCCUGAGAUGAUCACAACUUCAAGCUCAUCCGUGCCGGAGAUAGUGGGGCCGGGUCACCACCGGCUCCGGACCUGCACCUCGGUGAAGAGACGAACAGUUAAUCAGCAAGACAAUUGCACAAUGCCCUUCAUCAUCUUUUUCUAAUCUCUUGUUUUAUUCCUCUUAGACUUAAUCCAGUCACGAUAUUCUACGGAACACCUGUGGUCAACUAGCAUGUUGGCAUCUGGCACUUCAUCGCCGACAGUUGUUCGACCGACGCUUUGACUUACAGUUCUCAAGGCACGACAAGGAUCUCAGGCCCAUCAAAAUGUCCAGGCUUCUGAAAUCUUUCAUUGAAACUCAAGUACUCUUCGGUAGACCUAUCAGAAGCACCGUCAGUUCACCUGGGAUGAAGCCCAUUCAACAUUCCUCGAAAACUGCUUAAGCGUGCUGAAGGAAAGCAAACCUAGUACCUCGAGGUCUUGAUCACGUAAGAACAACACGAUAUCAGCGCAUGCCCAGCUUUGACGAAGCCCAAAGACAUCACAAGGCCAUAUCCCAGCCCUCCACUCUUGAGUUGAUAAAGUCGUGAUGCUAUAACCUAUGCCGACAAAGGCCGAUUCUUGAUCUGUCACUCAUCAAUCACGCCAGUUAUAUUAUUGAGAACAAAUCUUAUUAUACAUAUUCCCACGCGAAGGCUAUUGGCUUUAUGCAAAGCACCGCGAGACACUAUAGCCGAUGUUUUAUAGACUACUAAUAAUGCUGUCAUAAUCACGAGACAGCCCUUCAAGUCCAAUGAUGCCACUCCAAGCCCUCACGAUACUCAUAUCCGACUUGAGGUCCUUCAGCAUCGAUCAAGUAUCCGUACUCGCAACGAUCAAACCUAACCUUUACCUGCUCCUUAUAAAAGGCGUUAAACUUUGCCUGAAGAGCAUCCUUUAAGCUCGUCACACCACCUUCUGGGUGCAGGAUCUUCCAUGGUUCAAUGCACGUGUUGCCUUUACAAGACUUCAACACGAGCAUGAGAGCAUCCAGGCGAUUGAGGACCUGUCGGGCAGUCGUUCCUAACAGUGCUGAAUCGGCAGUUGUGUCAUCGUGAGGGAACAGGCUCUUCAACUGUCCUGGGUCGGUCUAAUGGGGGUUAGCAUCAAGCCAGUCAACAGCACUGAGAUAAACAUACCUUGAGGUCGUAGAGUUCGUGCUCGUUGUUACACCAAGCCGAGUAGUAAAGAUUGUAGUCCUCAUGCACUAUUCUCACGCCCUUAUAUGUAUUAUUCUGCGCGAAAAUCUGUCCCUUGCCAUCUGUAGCACGCCGUCAGCAAAUUGAAUUAGCAUCCAAGGUAGACCGAGCAUACCAAAACCGCCAAUCUCGCCUUCAGCGAUAGCACCGCCCCAGUACUCAACCGCUACGUGCUCGUGUCGUUUGUUCUCCUGAGUGGGCAACACAGGGAUAGGAGUUCCGUCAAAGUCGCUGCGAAG
Messenger RNA from Fusarium odoratissimum NRRL 54006, 3010 nucleotides. RefSeq lists its product as uncharacterized. The transcript has 2 exons. The record is from RefSeq and is a predicted model, not a curated record. NCBI's taxonomy places the organism in Eukaryota, Fungi, Ascomycota, Sordariomycetes, Hypocreales, Nectriaceae. The coding region runs from base 212 to 721 and encodes 169 amino acids.